Meira miltonrushii is the source of this 619-nucleotide messenger RNA. Its product is annotated as OsmC-like protein. The transcript is spliced from 3 exons. Lineage: Eukaryota; Fungi; Basidiomycota; Exobasidiomycetes; Exobasidiales; Brachybasidiaceae. Gene Ontology annotation, biological process: response to oxidative stress. Bases 32 to 577 code for a protein of 181 amino acids. The record is from RefSeq and is a predicted model, not a curated record.
UCAUCACCACCAUUAACCCAACUAAUCAACAAUGUUCAAUCUCACUAGCACAGUCGCUCGUCCAGCUGCACGUUCAGCUUUGCGUGUCAAUGCAGUCUCUUCAUUCAAAGUGAACGCUCCACGCACAGUCACAACCUUAUCCAAAGUAGCAUACACUGCAAAAGGUCAAGCAGCCGGUCAAGGUAGAAACGGUAAAGCCCAUCUGACUGAAGAAGGUCCUUUCGAAGUCAAACUAGCAAUGCCAAAAUCACUUGGCGGUAAAGGUGACGGUCAAAACCCAGAACAAUUAUUCGCUUUAGGUUAUGCUUCUUGCUUCUUGUCUGCUUUGAACUUGUCUGCAGGUAAUCACAAAAUUCCUUUGCCUGCAAACGUGAAGGUGGACGCAGAAGUUGACAUUGGACCUCCAGCAUCUGGACCUAAUCCUUUUGGUAUUGCUGUUCGUUUGAUCGUCAGCAGUGACGCAAAGGGCGGAGAAGAAAAGAAGAAUCUGGAGAAAGCUACCGAGAAGGCACAUGAGAUUUGCCCAUACUCCAAUGCAACCCGUGGUAACGUCCCUGUGGACGUCAAGGUGCAAUAAAUAAUGGACCAAAUAUGGAAAGUGAACAAUAAAGAACAGGGC